CUUUUUUUCUCCACAAAACUCUCCGUGCAGAAGUGACCUAGACCCGGUCGGGACGGCUGAUCAACGCCCAAGAGCGCCCGUUUCAGCCAAGCCAAGCUCGAGGCACAGGUAGCGCACGCCGCAUAACGUCAUCGCACGGUAGGGUUAACCUGUAUUGCGUGCCAAACACAUGGAAUUUUAUACCACGAUACCACGUAUAAUAGACCCAGCCUAGACAGACGCCGGAAAGUUUCCGCCGUAGAGUCUGUGAGUAGCAGCCAUGGCUGACGAUUAUGGCGAGCUCGUGGAACUCGGAUUUGAAGGUGUGGAUAAGGUUGUGGACAAGUAUCAUGACGCUGUUUACGGGUUCGCGGAUAAGCAUUCACCAAAGAUGGGACGAAGAAAGCGCGGCGGUGGUGCUCGGGCUGCUCACGGCCAUGAACGUGCGCCUCCAUCUCCCCCACCGGCAGAUAGAGACAGAGAUGUCGAUUCCGACGAAGACGUGAGGAAUAGGCAUGCGGAGGAUAGGGGCAGGGAUCGCGACUGGAGCGAGGCUGGCGGAAGACAUGGAAGACACGGGCAAGAUGGUGACUGGAGGGACGCUGGCUCAAGACAUGGCAAACGUGAGCAAGAUGGCGACUGGAACGAGGCUGGAUCAAAACACGGGAGAUCUGAGCAAGACCGCGGGUAUAAUGCUGCGCCAGGCGCCGGUGCAGUCGUUGCGAGAGGCAGCGAUCCAUACGCAUACCCAGGAUACGGGCAACUUGGGGGAGGGGGAUACCAAGGAGGAUACGGCUACCAACCUCAAGCCUCGUACCCUCCCUACGCGUACCCGCAGGCACAGCAAUACGGAGGACAAGAGUAUGGAGAGGAUCGGGCUGAACGUGGACGGCCUAUGCCGCCGCGACGACGCACUUCCUCUUGGUCACCACCCCGCCGCUCAGAUCAACAGCGUCGCCGCGCAUCCCCACCUCGCCGCCCUCACUCCAAUUCGCCUUCCAAGGGUAGGAUGGCGGCUACCGUUGUAGGGGGGUUGGUGGGAGGCUUCCUGGGCCAUGCAGCCAAGAAGGACAACGCGCAGAUGAACGCGGUGUCGACUGUUGUUGGCGCGGUAAUCGGUGGCAUUGGAGCGAGAGAGAUAUCGGAGGCGUACGACCGCAGAAAGGAGAAGAAGCUUGAGCAGGCGGAGAAGGAGCAGGAGCGGCGAGAGCGGCGGCGGAGGGAGCGGUGAUGACGCUAGCUGGCCAGCGAGCUAGGCUCAACGGCAAAAUGGGUGCAAGCGAUGGCUCGGGUUGGUCAUUAUACAGCGUGGGGGAGGAUGCGGUUGGAUCUAACGACGGAACGAGGUAUGAGAUAUGAGAGGCUCUGACGACUGCUGGCGACUGGGAGAUAGAUAGCUCGACACGGAGCGCCGCUGGAGGUGCAACGUGCAGAAACAAUUGAAAAAGGUCGGAAACGAUUGGGCAAUGCGCGGGCCAGUGAGAGGCCAAAUUCUCCGUGCGGCGGAAAUAACAGUCUCGAGCGGGAGGGGACGGCUUGGACACGCGGCGCAGAGGACGAGGAUGCCGCUGCAGGGGUGCGGGCCCUGAGAGCUUGACAGCAACAAUAACAGCCGACGGCUGGUUGAACCGGGGCUGCAGCUCGCAAAC
This is a messenger RNA of Trematosphaeria pertusa, 1628 nucleotides long. RefSeq lists its product as uncharacterized. The transcript is spliced from 3 exons. The record is from RefSeq and is a predicted model, not a curated record. NCBI's taxonomy places the organism in Eukaryota, Fungi, Ascomycota, Dothideomycetes, Pleosporales, Trematosphaeriaceae. The coding region runs from base 260 to 1210 and encodes 316 amino acids.